Messenger RNA from Anopheles coustani, 834 nucleotides. RefSeq names its product ras-related protein Rab-36 (gene RabX5). The coding region runs from base 1 to 834 and encodes 277 amino acids. The transcript has 4 exons. Gene Ontology annotation, molecular function: GTP binding; GTPase activity. The record is from RefSeq and is a predicted model, not a curated record. Lineage: Eukaryota; Metazoa; Arthropoda; Insecta; Diptera; Culicidae.
AUGCCGAUCUAUAGGAAAAAUAAACGACCAAAGGCAACCGCCAGCUACGAGGUGCUGAACAACAACGUCGACUAUGGAACGCGCCGCAUCGAGCAGCUUCCGCGUCCGUACAGCUGUCAGGUAACGCCCUACCGGGAGCUGGACUUUAGCGAGCGAACGAAGCGGGCGGCUCAGGCCGUGGUGCCGUUCUUUCUCGGCCCGUGCAAGGCCAUCUUCAUCGGGGAUGUGGCGAUCGGCAAGACGUCGCUGGUGAAUCGUUUCUGCCACGAGGCGUUCGACGGUGACUAUACGGCCACGAUCGGGCUGGACUUUGAGGUGGAACGGUUUCAGAUCCUCAACCAAGCUUAUACGUUACAAAUCUGGGAUACGGCGGGACAUGAGCGGUUCAAGUGUAUUGCCCAAUCCUACUACCGUAAUGCGAACGUCAUCGUAAUCGCGUUCGAUAUGACCCGUCCGGAAUCGCUACUCAACGGGAAACGAUGGCUAGACGAGGCGCUACGACUCAACCAGGGCCCCGUAUUAAAGUUUCUAGUCGGUACAAAGAAGGAUCUGUUGUCCGAUCAGGCACUCUGUGAUAUCGAGCUGGAGGCAAUCAAAAUGGCGUACGACAUUAACGCUGAGUACUGGCCCGUGUCGGCACGCACCGGCGAAAAUGUGACCAAAUUCUUCCGCCGCCUGACUGCCCUCGCCUUCGACCAUGGAGUCCAGAGGGCGAUGGAAACGAAUGACUCACUGCUACAACCACCCGGCAAUAGUUUGCUAAAUCUCUAUUUCUUGCGAAAAGAGAAGAAGGAGAAAAAGUUUCUCAAAUGUUUCACCUGUACAAUAAACUAA